AUGAGCGACAAUAAAAUCUUUAAUGAAGAAUUUGAAGGAGAUAAAAGCUUCACAGUUAAAAAAGUAGACAUUUGUAAAACAUCAACAGAACUUUAUUUGAAACGAAUUCGUGGUUUAAUUCUACCACUUAAACCUAACUUUCUGCCAUUUAAUUAUAAUUUGUCGACUUUGCCAAAUUUUAAAGCUAAAUAUAAUGAUAAAACUUGGCAUGAAUAUCUUAAAAAUGUGAAUCAAAUUUCUGAAAAUGAAAAGAUUUCACAUGAAGCAGUACUUCAAAAAUUAAGUGAUGUUGGCUUUACAAUUCAUUAUUUGUCAAGAGUAAAAGAUACAAUGUUCAAAGAAGUAGUCAAUGCAUUAUUAGAAGAAAUUAAGAAAA
Molecule: messenger RNA, 376 nt
Organism: Racocetra persica
Lineage: Eukaryota; Fungi; Glomeromycota; Glomeromycetes; Diversisporales; Gigasporaceae
Source: the annotation of a GenBank genome assembly